Molecule: messenger RNA, 1326 nt
Organism: Guyanagaster necrorhizus
Lineage: Eukaryota; Fungi; Basidiomycota; Agaricomycetes; Agaricales; Physalacriaceae
Product: pectin lyase-like protein
Exons: 16
Coding region: 1-1326 (441 amino acids)
Biological process (GO): carbohydrate metabolic process
Molecular function (GO): polygalacturonase activity
Source: RefSeq, a predicted model, not a curated record
AUGUGGUUCCCACUGGUCAGACUCCUGAUUACCCUUCUACUCGCCGCAUCACCAUCUGUCGCAAAGAAAUGCGAGAUAAGUCCAUUGGGAGAAGGUCUUGACGAUACUGAACAAGUCGAAACUGCCAUCGAGGAAUGUGGGCGACACGGUUGGACCGUGCUCAAUCCUGGGCUGUAUAACAUUACCAGAAAGAUGACGUGGGAUUUGCAUUCAUCCAAGGUCGAUCUGUACGGGUAUUUGAACUUCCAGCCGGACAUUGAGUAUUGGUUGGAUGCAGAGAACACAUACAGGGUGGUUUUUAUACAGAGUCAAGCCUCGUGGUUUGUCGUGACAGGAUCCGACUUCACCAUCGACGCGCAUAACGAAGGUGGUAUCCAGGGUAAUGGACAGCCAUGGUGGGAGUACUUCACGACACACACCAGGGCUGAUGGCGAUGGUCGACCCCUAUCUCUAACUCUCUACCGCGCGACCAAUUCUCUGGUGAAGGACUUUCAUAUCCAAUCGCCGCCAUUCUGGUGUAACGCUGUAGCCGAGUCGAGCGGUAUCAGAUAUGAAGGGAUGGUUUGUAACGCGACCAACAGCAAUCCACAAUUUGCAGGUCAGAAUAUUGUUCCUAAUACGGAUGGGAUAGACACAUAUCGAAGCGACAAUAUUACACUGUUGAAUUGGGAUGUAACGUGUGGGGAUGACUGCCUGGCUAUCAAAGGAAACUCGACCAAUGUACUCGCCCGAAAUAUUACCUGCCGCGGAGGGAACGGGAUUGCAUUUGGUUCCUUGGGGCAAUAUUACAAUUUGAGCGACCAAGUCGACAACGUUCAUCUAGAGGACCUGCAAAUGAUAAGAAUAGAUGCAAACGUGCAGCCCAACAUGGAAACCGGCGUUUACUUCAAAACUUGGACUGGUACUGUCAACGGAUCCCCACCGACAGGCGGUGGCGGAGGAAAAGGUUUUGUAUCCAAUAUUGUUGCCAAGAACGUGCUUUUGGACCGGGUGACCCUACCGCUCCAUUUGUAUCAAACGAACGGCGGACAUAGCGGGGACCUACCAUCUCUGAUCACUUUUGCGAACCUGCAGUUCCUGAACUGGAGCGGGACCGCAAUGACCAACGAGAUUGUAGACAUUGAGUGUAGCACAAGCUGCGAUGAGAAAAGCAAAGAAGAGGAAAGAAAUUUCCAGGUAGCCGUACCGUUAGAGGGGAAAGACGGGGAACGGGUCGCGACAAGCAAGAUCGCGGUAGCUUCGAGGGAACGCGGGUACUUGUUCCCCUUUGAAAUGGACUCGUCAGGCAGCGAGGGGGAGCAGGCAAUAUCCGGAAAACGGACGUAA